AUGCGGGAGAGUAAAUUCGUGGUGCUGGGUGCGGGAGGGGUGGGGAAGACAAGCCUCGUGCUCCGCUUCUUGGACGAUGUGUUCAGCAGCACGUACAAGCCGACUGUGGAAGAUUGCUACCAGCACACCAUUCAAUUGCCAGACGGCAUCUCACAUACGGUGGAGAUCCUGGACACGGCUGGCUCGCAUCACUUUCCUGCCAUGCGGGAAUUGAGUAUUCGCUCAGGCCGAGGAUUCCUUCUCGUCUAUUCCGUCGACAGCUUACAAUCCUUCCGGGAGGCAGCGCAGCUGUUCGCCCUCAUACAAGAAAUAAGGGGUGCCCAGGUGCCUGUGGUGAUCGUGGGGAACAAGUGCGACCUCGAGAUCCACCGGCAAGUGCCCAGAGAGAUGGCCGAAAAGGAGGUCGCUGAGAAUAUGGAAGGCUGCGAGUUCUUCGAGGCUUCGGCCAAAUUCGACACCAAUGUGAAGGAGGUGUUCCUCAAGCUGCUGCAGAUGGCCCGGACCCUAGAGGAGGCGCAGGAGGCGUUGCUGGAGGAGCAGGAUCUUUUCAGGAGGAAGAGCAGGAGGUUGUCUAAGAGACUGAGCCGGAAACUUUCCUGUUUCAACAACAUGGCAUUCGCCCUCAAGAAGAACCCCUCUCCCGAGCACAGCGCCGCACCUGAACCCGCCAAAGAGAGGGCCAGGAAUCUCAAGGACAUCCAGAAAUGCGUGCUCAUUUAA
Molecule: messenger RNA, 720 nt
Organism: Argiope bruennichi
Lineage: Eukaryota; Metazoa; Arthropoda; Arachnida; Araneae; Araneidae
Product: ras-related protein Rap-1b-like
Exons: 3
Coding region: 1-720 (239 amino acids)
Molecular function (GO): GTP binding; GTPase activity
Source: RefSeq, a predicted model, not a curated record